AUGCUUUCUAAAAAGUAAAAGAUGAUUGCUCUUAUAUCUUAGCAUUAGGGUUAUUUUGUUGGGUUUAAAAUCAUUCGGACAUAAAAAAAAAUUCAUUUCCAUCCCUCUUCUCUCCGACAAAGAUGAUGUUUAAUGUCAGUGCGUGCGGCCUUGGAGAAUUACCUACGCCUAGCAACAACAAAAUCGGUAACAUCUCGAGGAAGCAGCAUCAGCGUUUAAGGACAGAAGAAGGCGAUGAUCAAGACAAGACCGUACUUGGGAGAGGGAAAAGAAUUCGAAAGAACAAUUCACAAUCCGAAGCUAGUUCGUCUUCAUCGAACAAAUCAAAUCUGAACCAAGAUGCUGUGGGUCUUCCAUUGCCCUUCAUGAGGGAAAAUGGCUUGAACAAACCAGGGGAGAUAGGUAUGUUGGCAAAAGAUGGUAAAAAGCUGAUGGUAAGUCUUCUAAAAGAUGUAAAUGGAAGAAUGAGUUUGGGAAGAGGAUGGAGAGACUUUGCUUUAGUAAAUGGCUUUCAAAUUGGUGAAUCCAUCACACUGGAGUUGAUUUGGAGAGAUUCAAAUCCUAUGUUUAGGUUUUCCAGUACUGGUACAGAUUCUGAAUGUGAUAAAAGGCAAGGAGAGUAUUGUUCGCAAGCGUGCGAGGAAGAGCCUAUUUGCAUUGAGCCAAGUGGCAACAGAGACAAGAAAGAAAAGAACAACAUUGAGGACAAAGAGUAUUCAUCUUUAGAAACCCAAAACCGAGUCUUGACAUUGACACUCAAACCUAAAGAUGUCAAAGACUGUAAUCUAAUUCUUCCAAGUGAAUUCAUGAGAGCUUAUGGCAUCGACAAGAAUAUGACAAUAACUAUUUUGGGUAAAGCUAAUAUGAAGUGGUGGGGAUAUCCAUCGUCAAGAGAUGGAACUAUAGCUGUAGGUAUUGGUUGGGCAAACUUUUGUAAGGCUAAUGGCAUCAAGACCGGAAAUUUGUUUACUCUAGAAUUGAUAUCUGAAGAAGUAGACACAACUCCGGUGUUUAGGAUAUGUCCUAACUCCGGAGACAAAAAAAAGAUUUUUAACUAAAAGCAUGUAAAAUGUUAGAACUCUUACUCUAAAGAAGUCAUUUUGUUUAUUAAGUUUAAGAAGCCAAGUAAUAAAUAUGAUUCAUCAUGUAUCUUUUAAUGGAGUUUAUAUGUUAUUGGAAUGGCCAUAUUUGUUUCAAAUUAAAUUUUCAUUAAUAAU
Molecule: messenger RNA, 1217 nt
Organism: Arabidopsis arenosa
Lineage: Eukaryota; Viridiplantae; Streptophyta; Magnoliopsida; Brassicales; Brassicaceae
Source: the annotation of a GenBank genome assembly